This is a messenger RNA of Bombina bombina (fire-bellied toad), 817 nucleotides long. It is a transcript of the gene NHLH1, whose product is annotated as nescient helix-loop-helix 1. The coding region runs from base 434 to 817 and encodes 127 amino acids. Gene Ontology annotation, biological process: regulation of transcription by RNA polymerase II. Gene Ontology annotation, molecular function: RNA polymerase II cis-regulatory region sequence-specific DNA binding; DNA-binding transcription factor activity, RNA polymerase II-specific; protein dimerization activity. The record is from RefSeq and is a predicted model, not a curated record. The transcript is spliced from 2 exons. Lineage: Eukaryota; Metazoa; Chordata; Amphibia; Anura; Bombinatoridae.
UGUAACCUAAGGUAGAACAUUUCAAGUAUACAUUUUCCAGUACAAGCAAUAUUGGUUUAAGCUUAAAGAGAAAGUGCACCUCCUUUUAAUGACAGGACAUAGUGUUCUCAAAUACAUGGAUACUGGGACACAGCAAACUAAACUGAAGAUGGAAGAGUAAUUUAAGAGGAGAUUUCCAAGGGGAAAACCUUAAAGAACAGAAGCACGAACAAGAAGAGAAAAAUUGUGAGCUAAACGUUUUUAUGAGCAAGAUCAAUUGCAACAUCUGUGCCAAUAAGUUUCAGUUAACACCACAACUCUUCAAAAAUAUUUCAAGUUUUGUUUGGUGACAAUAUAUUUUUUUUUCUUUUUACACAAAUUUCUGAAGCACUUUAUUUACUGAUUUGGAGAAACUGACAGAUCUGUUAGGACAUCUGGCAGAUUAAACAAAGAAAUGAUGUUAAACUCCGAACAGACGGAGAUUCCCGCACAUUCAGAGACUGAAUCUGUCUUCAGCGAUUGUGGAGGAGGUUUAAAUGAUGCCGGGGGGAUCAGUUUAUGUGGAGAAACCCGUAUAUGUGAUGCCAAUGAUGCUGUCAAAAGAGAGCUCCAGCACUUAAGCAGAGAAGAACGACGUAGACGGAGAAGGGCAACUGCAAAGUACCGCACAGCUCAUGCUACUCGGGAGCGUAUCAGAGUAGAAGCCUUCAACUUGGCCUUUGCAGAACUUCGUAAACUUCUUCCUACGCUACCUCCUGACAAGAAGCUGUCUAAAAUUGAGAUCCUGCGAUUGGCUAUCUGCUACAUCUCUUAUCUUAACCAUGUUCUGGAUGUUUGA